AUGAUCUACGCGGCAUGUUUUGUAUUUUUUAUUUUAACUGGAGUGAAAGAAUCGCUGGCGGGGAAGUGCGACAGAAAAAUAGACAGUGGGACAGCCCCCAGUGUCCAUGACGGAAAAUUCUUCAUCACUCUCUGGACUUUUAAUAAAACAGAUACUGUCGAUCAGUAUAUGCCCAACACACGAUACAUUGUGACCCUUGAGGGAACCAAAUUGCAGCACACAGUAUCACAAGAUUCCGCAGGUUACAGAGAAAAGUUCACAAGAUUUAUAUUGACAGCCGAUAACAAAAAUGACUCCUCGACAGUCGAGGGAACCUUUGAUCUCGUCGACGAGAUGUUGACCCAGUUUUCCGACAAGUGUCCCAACAGCGUUUCCGAGACCAGCAAUAUCCCGAAGGAGGAGAUCGCGGUGGCUUGGACGAGCCCUCCCGAGGGAAGCGGCUGCAUUCUCAUUAGAGCGACGGUGAUGGAAACUCCCGACACGUGGUACAUGGACGAUGGAGGAGUCGCAAGAACAAUUUGUCCGGAUCCAAAAGCUAUUGAAGAUGAUCCUGGGCCUAUCUUGCCGACGUGUUGCGCUUGCGACGAGGCCAAGUACGAGGUCACCUUUGAGGGUCUUUGGUCAAGAAACACUCAUCCAAAAGACUUUCCGAGCAAGGGCUGGAUGAUAAGAUUCUCUGACGUGAUCGGGGCUUCGCAUACCGUCGACUACAGAUUUUGGAGGUACGAUGAAACCGCCAGCGAGGUCCCGUCACCUGAUUGGAUUGUCGGUGUUUCUGGGCUGGAGCUCUGCUUGUCAAAUUGCUCGUGGAUUGAACACAAGGAGCUCAAUUUGUACCCAAUCGAUGCCGGUACUGAUGACGGUAUCACUUAUAUGUCACCGGAUUCCCCGCUGGAGGACCCGGAGCCAAUAAAGCGGAUAACAACCAACUGGCCGAAUGACACGAGAUCUCCGUUUUAUGAUCCCCUUGGGCUGGACAUGAAACCCAUGGCGAAAUUACAUCUCAGCAGACAGAGACUCUAUGAGAAAUCUUGCAACGCAUCCUUGGGUGAUUCUGCCGUAGAUUCAGGUGGUGAUAACAAUGAUAUUAAUAAUAAUAAUAAUGAAGGUAGUGAGAAUUCCACAGGUGAAGAGGGUGAAGGGGGUGGCGAGGGUAACAAAAGUAGCGAAGGUGAACCGUGCAGAACAACGCAGUGGAGCGCGUGGGGAAAAUGUUCGGAGCCUUGCGGCGAGGGGAAAAGAUUGAGGCAAAGAAAAUACGAAGAUCCGGUAGCUGCUGCCGCUCAUAAUUGCAAUAAAUCCGACGGACAGGAGAGAGAAAAAACAAUUUUAGACACACCGGAUUGUAAAUUAAGCGAAUGGGGAGAGUGGAGCUCUUGUACAACGAGCUGUGGAGAGGGUGAGAUCACGCGGUCGCGUAUUUUUGUCCACAAAAAACACCGCAAGCGAUGCAAGCUCGUGUCAAACGGUCCAGAGCUCCAACAAACAGUUCCUUGUGAAAAUGAGCCCUGCGAAAACACGAAAACUGAAGAGGUAAGCAAAAAAGAGGAUCUAGAUGAUGACGUUGUUGUUGAUGAUGAUGAGGUCGAGGAGCCCACCGAGGCUGAGGAGGGAGAGACUCACCCAGAUGAGGAGAAUGAGGAGGAGGAAAAUGACGCUGAGGGGGAGGAGGGAGCCGAGGGAGAUGAGUCUGAGGAGUUAGAUUCUGAGAAGGAGGAGGAAAUGAAUUAUCAAGAAGAUGAUGAAAAUAAUCCGGUGGAGGUAACCGAGGAAUGGUUGCAGGUGAGAAUAAAUGAUACUUAA
Messenger RNA from Cotesia congregata, 1803 nucleotides. The record is from the annotation of a GenBank genome assembly. NCBI's taxonomy places the organism in Eukaryota, Metazoa, Arthropoda, Insecta, Hymenoptera, Braconidae.